Molecule: messenger RNA, 968 nt
Organism: Exophiala mesophila
Lineage: Eukaryota; Fungi; Ascomycota; Eurotiomycetes; Chaetothyriales; Herpotrichiellaceae
Product: cytochrome c
Exons: 4
Coding region: 333-668 (111 amino acids)
Biological process (GO): mitochondrial electron transport, ubiquinol to cytochrome c; mitochondrial electron transport, cytochrome c to oxygen
Cellular component (GO): mitochondrial intermembrane space
Molecular function (GO): electron transfer activity; heme binding
Source: RefSeq, a predicted model, not a curated record
CGGCCACUUUUGCGGCGACCUUCAACGCCUAGAGAUACUGUUGUGGGCACAGUCAGGCCAGUCCAGGGCCGCCUAGAGCCCGAGGGCCAUAGUCAGCCACCUAACCAUUGGCAUAAACCCGCAAUCCUUGCCCUGUCCACUCCGUCAUACAUUUCAGUACUUUUUUCGCUCCGACUUGCCUUCAAGUUUCUGUUCUCAACUUUUACCACCACUUGCUUAGAACUCCUUUCUACCUAGAUUCCUCUAUCAACCUUACAACUUGACCUCAAGACCUCGUGUCAAUAACCCUCCGCACCACUCUCGCUUACACACCCUUUCCACCUACAUUCACAAUGGCCAAGGACGAAUUCAAGGCGGGUGACGCAAAGAAGGGUGCCAACCUCUUCAAGACCAGAUGUGCCCAAUGCCACAGCACUGUCGAAUCUGAAGGCAACAAGAUCGGCCCCAACCUGCACGGCCUGUUCGGUCGCAAGACCGGUUCCGUCCCAGGCUUCGCCUACACAGACGCCAACAAACAGAAGGGCAUUGAAUGGAACGAGGGCACACUGUUCGAAUACCUCGAGAACCCCAAGAAGUACAUUCCUGGUACCAAGAUGGCCUUCGGUGGUCUCAAGAAGGGCAAGGACAGGAAUGAUCUGAUCACCUGGAUGAAGGAGGAGUGCAAAUAGAGCACCAUCCUUAGUCACGUGGACUUCCUUUGGACAUUUUGCCUUGGCGAGCUCGAUUUAUCUGAACAUGAAUGAAUCCGGGAUCAGCGGGUGCUGUAUCAUCAAGAUGGGGGAGGCGUCAAUAAGCUAAUGGUCGGGUUGGAACAUGCAUGUUGUAUGCUUGCGAGAGGCUUGCUCCGGAGAAUCCGGUCCCCGAGCCUCUCUGUACAUAAUCUUACCCUGGUACCAUGCCACCAUCCCAUUACGUCUGUGCCUGGAACAGACCGUCCAGAACAGUGUAUAGGGCCAGAAUGGAACUAC